This is a messenger RNA of Phaethon lepturus (White-tailed tropicbird), 1676 nucleotides long. It is a transcript of the gene SH3RF1, whose product is annotated as SH3 domain containing ring finger 1. The annotation marks the transcript as partial. Gene Ontology annotation, cellular component: cytosol. The record is from RefSeq and is a predicted model, not a curated record. Gene Ontology annotation, biological process: positive regulation of JNK cascade; protein ubiquitination; negative regulation of apoptotic process. NCBI's taxonomy places the organism in Eukaryota, Metazoa, Chordata, Aves, Phaethontiformes, Phaethontidae. The transcript has 7 exons. Gene Ontology annotation, molecular function: protein binding; ubiquitin protein ligase activity.
UUUAACACAGCAGCCAAACAGCUGAUAGAGUUGGAUAAGCCCUCAGGUUCUGCUGUUGACUCUGGAGAAGGUACCUCUGGGGCAGCCCACAACAAUUCAACCCAAAAGCACACCGAUACUAAGAAAAACACCAAAAAACGGCACUCUUUUACCUCCCUCACUAUGUCCAACAAGUCUUCACAGUCUUCUCAGAAUCGCCACUCAAUGGAAAUUAGUCCUCCUGUCCUCAUCAGCUCCAGCAACCCAACUGCAGCAGCCCGCAUAAGUGAGCUGACGGGACUUUCCUGUAGUGCCCCUUCUCAGGUUCAUAUCGGUACUACAGGGCUAAUUGUGACUCCACCCCCUAGCAGCCCAGUCACAACAGGGCCUUCAUUUACCUUCCCAUCAGAAGUUACCUACCAAGCUGCUCUUGGUAAUAUGAAUCCUCCACUUCCACCACCACCUCUCUUGUCUGCUGCAGUCGUUGCAUCGGCCUCUUCUGGACCUCAGUCCGCAGGUGUAGUACAAAGGCCUACAUCAGGAUCAACUGACCAAAUGGCACAUUUACGACCACAGACUCGUCCAAGUGUGUAUAUUGCUAUAUACCCUUACACUCCUCGAAAAGAUGAUGAACUGGAACUGCGUAAGGGAGAAAUGUUCUUAGUGUUUGAACGCUGUCAAGAUGGCUGGUUCAAGGGAACUUCCAUGCAUACAAGCAAGAUUGGUGUUUUUCCGGGAAAUUAUGUGGCUCCAGUUACAAGGACAGUGACAAGUGCAUCACAAACAAAAGUUCCCAUGUCUACCGCUGGCCAAACGGGACGAGUAGUGACUAUGGUCAGCCCUUCCACUGCUAGUGGAACAUCUCAGAAGCUCCAGGGGAAUGGUGUGGCAGUGAACUCAAGCACAGUACCCACAGCUGUGGUUUCUGCAGCACAUAUCCAAACUAGUCCGCAAACUAAAGUCCUUAUGCACGUGACAGGACAAAUGACAGUCAACCAGGCUCGCAAUGCAGUUAGAACAGUUACUGCACACAGUCAAGAAAGACCUACAGCAGCAGUCACACCCAUACAAGCACAGAGUCCAGCAUGCCUUAUUCCUGCAGCCGUGAUCAUUCCCCACCAUUCCCAGCAGCUCCAGCCCCAGCUUCCAAAUACUGCUGCUUACAUCACGGCUGUGAAUGCGAACCGCUCAACCAUCCCACUGGCAUGUGCAGCAGCUUCUUUGAAUUCUCCCAACAUUGCUGCUUCAUCUUUGGACGGAGAUAUUAGUGGGAGAACUGUAAACACUCACCCUGCAUCUCCAGAGAGUGCUUUAGCAGCUGGUGGAAAUGCUGCUGUCAGUAAAGUGGACAAGGAUGGCAAGAAAGAAAAAAAAGGUUUGCUGAAACUGCUUUCUGGAGCAUCUGCUAAACGCAAGCCCCGAUUGUCACCUCCAGCAUCACCAACACUGGAGGCUGAGCAAGCAGCCGCAGAGUUAGCCCUGCAAGGUGCAGUCGGGCCAGAGCUUCCAUCAGCAGGCGGUCACAGCAAAGCUGGAUCCUGUCCCACCGACAGUGAGGUCUCUGGACUGGCACAGGAGACGCUGCAUCGGAAAACAAGUUCCCUGGAUUCCUCUGUUCCGAUAGCACCGCCGCCUCGGCAGCCUUGCUCAUCCCUGGGUCCAGUUCUGAAUGAAUCCAGGCCCCUUGUCUGUGAAAG